AUGAAUUGUAAUCAAUUACGAAAAGAUGAUUGUGCUUUGCUACGUCAAUACAUUGAUCAAUCAUGGAACUUAAUCGACAAGCAGAUACUUGCAAGAGCUGGUAUACCUUUCCGUUCUUAUUGUGAUACGUUUUUAGACCUCGAUUCAGGAGACGACGAGAAUAUGAAAGAAUGUCGACAAUGGUGGGUUUGUCCUCCAGAUCAACAGCAGUGUCGAACGGGAUAUUGCAUCUAUUCACAGUGGGCUAAUGAUAAUGAAUGGGAUUGUCCAGAUGCUGAAGAUGAACUGCUAUUGUUUGAUUCAUAUGUUGAAUGGGUUCGAUCAAAAACACCAAGAAAUUAUAGUUUUGUCAAAAACUCUAACUUUCUUUCUAAUACUUGCAACCAGACAGGAUCGUUUUUAUGCCUAUCCCCAGGCGCAUCAAGUCUACAUUUCUAUUGUAUCCAUUACAGCCAACUUGGAGACGGUAAAAUCGAUUGUGCAGGAGCGAUCGAUGAACGCAACAAACUUGCUCAUUGUGACCAAUCUUCCGUACUUGGAUACCAUUUCAGAUGUCCAUCUACUAACACUUGCAUUCCCUAUUAUUAUCAUUGUCACAAAGGCAUCAGAUGUCCGAAUUUAACAGAUGAUAGUUACUGGUGUUAUCGUAAUUUUCCAUCCUUUGGUUAUUGUCGGGGUGAGAAGGAUUUCCGCUGUUUGGAUAAUACGUGUGCAUUCGGUGGGCGAUGCGACGGGCAUUACUUUUGUCCAUUUGCCGAAGAUGAAUACAUGUGUGAUUAUUCGAGUUCCUCUAUGCAAAAGGUCACUUCUUAUCGUCAACAAAAAAUGCUCUUUGCAAGAGCGGUACCACGUACUUUUCAGUUGCCUCAGCUACGUGUUAAUGAUUCUACAAAUAUUCUCAGUGCCAAUACAAGCUAUACAACAACAACGAGUCGAAAUGUUCCAUUCGUCGAUACUUCAUUGUUAUCACCAUUGUUGCCCUAUUGGUGUAAUCGAGGUCUCGGCGUUUUAUUGAACAAUAAAUCGAUUAUUUGCUUCUGUCCACCACAAUAUUAUGGUGAUAAAUGUGAAUACCAUAAUGAUCGAUUAUUAGUAACUUUUCAUUUGGAUAUGUCUCAGUCAAGCUUCACCAUCGACACUAAUCAGAAUAUUGUUUUGAAACUUCUUGUUCUCUUUUUCUACAAUAACCAAACUCUAAUGAAACAUGAAUUUCACGUUCGCCCAACAUUCAACACUAGCAGUUACGAGAAGCAUGUAGUUCAUUUUCUCUACUCACAUUCAUCAGAUUUACGUGAACAACGAAACGAUCGAUACUUCACUCGCUCACAGAUUCUCAAUGUUCAGCCAUAUUCCAUCCAAAUUGAAACUUAUCUACUUCAUGAUAUGCAAAAACCUGUGCUGAUCGCUGUUUGGAAAUAUCCGAUAUAUUUCGAUUAUCUUCCUGUUUAUAGUCUUGCAAAAGUUCUUCGUUUAAUUAAACUCAAUAAACAACAAAACCCUUGUUUAAGUAAUCCAUGUCACUCAAAUCAACAAUGCUAUCCGCUGAUGAACAAUAAAUCGCAAUAUGUCUGUUUGUGUAACGAUAAUUUCACUGGAGAACGUUGUUCAGUCGAGGAUGACCGUUGUGCGUCAGGCUACUGUGCACCAGGAUCACUCUGCAAGCCUAAUUAUCAUCUUCUGCUUCGAGGAAAUACAUUACCACUAUGUAUCUGUUCGUUUGGUCAAUACGGUGAUCGAUGCGAUAUAGAACAUGACCUUUGUCAAUUAAAUCCAUGCUUAAAUGGUGGAUCCUGCUUUCCUUCUUUGAAACUUGAUCAGUUUACAUGUUCCUGUAAGAAAGAAUAUUACGGAGAAAAAUGUGAAUUGAAGAAACGUCGUACGCAUUUAUCUAUAAAAGAAAAUCAUGAAUACACUGGUGCAGUGAUUCAAUUCUUUGGCAUUGAUUUCAUUUCCCUCGAUCUUAAUCUUGCUCAUCAACGAGUCUAUAAAACGCUUCCUUCAUCAAUCGAAUAUUACCAUGAUCAAGAAACAGUGCCUACAAUCAUCUUAGCUAAAACUUAUUCUUCUUACGAUGACAUUUCACCAGCUAUCUAUCUUCUGUUACUAUCUGUCAAUGUAAACGCUUUCGACACAAAAAACGAAUUGUCCGAAAGCAAUCAAUGCAAGCAUAUUACUGAAAUACGCAACGGUAAUCCUUGUUCCUAGACACACUUCAUAAAUGCCUGAUGUAACUUCUACUUUAGAUUCUUCUCCCAUACAAUAUCACUAUAUCUGCAGAAACAAAUCUGAUUUGCUGUGUUUUCAAGACGAUAUUUAUCUAUGUAUUUGUGCAGACAAUCAUAAUCGAGUAGAAUGUUUUCUUUAUAAUUACCAACUUGAUCAAUGUGCUCUUUGUCUCUCUGGUGGUCGAUGUUUAAAAGAUAACUCGAAACAUUUACCAAGCUUUCUCUGCAUUUGUCCACCAUGUUAUUCAGGUAAACAAUGUCAAUUUAGUUCUAAAUCCUUUACACUCACUCUUGAUCAACUUCUUAUCACUGAUCUGACUAACUCUCGUAAACAUAUAGUGAUGUUUUUAUUGAUCAUCUUUCCUAUCGUUGGGUUUUUGUUUGGCCUUCCAAAUAAUGUAUUUUCAUUUGUGACUUUCCGUCGACGACUGUGUUUACAAAAUGGCACCGGUCACUACUUGCUCUGCUUAAGCGUGGUCAAUCAGACCAUUCUGGGUCUUCUCAUUGCUCGUUGCACUCACCUUACUCUGAUUGCUUCGAUAUUUCAAUUUCCUACAACUGUGAACCAUCUGCUUUGUAAAUUUCUCAAUUCUCUUUUAACUGGUUUCAUUCGUAUUGCAUCUUGGUAUAAUUCAUUUGUUGCACUCGAACGUGUUUACACAGUUGUAUGCAUCAAUCACCAAUGGCUAAGAAGACCAAAGAUUGCCGUUCGUAUCAUAGCAGUGACAUUUUGCAUAGUCUUUAUCUCCUCUGCAUAUGAACCGGUAUUUACCAAAUCGUUCACGAGCGUCGAAGACAUGCAUAAGACCACGUGUAUCAUUGAGUUCCCUAUUAGUUCUCGAUCAAUGUGGAUGUCGAUCCAUCAGCUUGUCUUUAUUACAUAUUUUUUCCUACCAUUGCUGAUCAACAUUUGCAGCACAGGUAUACUCAUAAUAAUCGUGAUAAAGACAAAGAUGAAGAUUCGUACACGACGUCAAAGUAAGUUCUUCUAUGUUUGCUUUUCAAUACAAAGCUUUCCUUCUUUUUUAGCCAAUCAAAGUAACAUUCAUACUGGUCGAAAUCUUUUGCGAGAUAUUUUAAACGAAAAUAAAGAAAUAAUUGCACGACCUAUUAUAGCAGUUAUUCCAUCGAUAUUUUCUCUAUUUUCAUUGCCACUCUUUAUCACUGCAUUUUCGCUAGAGUGUCAUAAUAUAGAAGAUAAUCCAUUACGUUAUCUUCUAAUUAGUUCGUACCUCAUCUCUUUUAUUCCGCCAAUGGUCACCUUUAUUUUGUACAUUUAUCCGUCAUCAUUCUAUAGUAAAGAAUGGCAAGCAACAACAAUCAGCAAAUACGCCGAAAGUGUUCGCGAAAAAAUCUCAAAGAAAAAUCAAAACAACUAGUCGCAUAAGAGAUUUUAGAGGACCGUUCGCCUUAAAAGGUCAAUUUUGAGAGUGUGGGUGUGGGUGUGGGUAUUGUAUGAAGAAAAGAACAACUCCUACGCCUACACCCAUACCCACACGCGCACACCCA
This is a messenger RNA of Rotaria sp. Silwood2, 3734 nucleotides long. Lineage: Eukaryota; Metazoa; Rotifera; Eurotatoria; Philodinida; Philodinidae. The record is from the annotation of a GenBank genome assembly.